AAAAAGAGAAGAAAAAAAACACACACACACAUAGAGAUGAAUACAAUGACCAGAGUUGAUGAGAAGCAGCCUCAUGUGGUGUUCAUACCAUUUCCAGCCCAAAGCCACAUCAAGUGUAUGCUCAAGCUAGCCGAGCUAUUGCACCACAAGGGUAUACAUAUAACUUUCAUCAACACCCGCUCCAACCAUAAGAAACUCGUAGAGUCUGGUGGGACUCAUGACUUCAAGGAUAUUCCUAGUUUUCAAUUCAGAACUGUUUCGGAUUGUCCUUCUGGUGCAGAGGAUGAUGGUGUUGAACCUGUGACGCCAACACUUGUUGAAGUUUGGAUGUACCUUGCAGACAAUUUCUUUGAUUCGUUUCUUGAUAUUGUAUCUGGGCUAGAAAGUACUCCGGCAACAUGUAUCAUUUGUGAUGGUUUCAUGACCUACACGAAUAUGAUUACUGCCGCGGAAAAGCUUAAGAUCCCUAUCAUCCUUUUUUGGACCAUGGCUGCUUGUGGGUUCAUGGGGUUUUACCAGGCAAAAGUUCUAACUGAUAAGGGACUUCUCCCUCUUCAAGAUGAAAGUUAUUUGACAAAUGGGUAUCUUGAGAUGGAAAUAGAUUGGAUUCCAGGAAUGGAAGGUUGUCGUUUAAAGGAUCUUCCCGAGGAUAUGCUAGUGACAAAGGUGGAUGAUCCUGGUUAUAGAUAUCUCUUAGAAACAGCUCAAGCUGCUCAUAAUGUUUCAUAUAUUAUCAUGCAUACCUUUGAGGAACUAGAAGCUAGACUCGUGAACGAGAUUAAGUCCAUAUUUCCUAAUGUUUAUACAGUUGGACCCCUUCAGUUGCUUUUGAAUCAGAUCAAAGAAAAAGAAAACAAAAAGACAGCUUUCAAUUGCUAUAGUUUAUGGAAUGAAGAACCUGAGUGUAUCCAAUGGCUAGAGUCAAAAGAACCGAGUUCUGUGGUGUAUGUUAAUUUUGGAAGUUUAGCAGUAAUGUCUUUAGAAGAUCUAAUAGAAUUUGGUUGGGGACUUGUUAACAGUGACUAUGAGUUUUUGUGGAUUAUUCGGGCUGAUUUGGUUAAGGGGAAUCCCGUGGUUUUGCCUAAGGAACUUGAAGAGGAGAUAGGCAAAAAAGGAUUUUUAGCAAAAUGGUGUUCACAGGAAGAGGUCCUGAACCACCCAUCUGUUGGUGGGUUUUUGACUCAUGGUGGGUGGGGUUCGACUAUUGAGAGCUUGUCUGCAGGAUUACCAAUGAUUUGUUGGCCAAGUAUAGGGGACCAACGUGCUAAUUGUAGACAAAUGUGCAAACAAUGGCAAGUUGGAAUGGAGAUCGGAAAGAAUGUAAAGAGGGAUGAAGUGGAGAAGCUUGUGAAGCUCUUAAUGGAUGGAUUGGAGGGUAAAAGAAUGAAGGAAAAAGCUAGGCAUUGGAAGAAAAUGGCCGAAAAGGCUACCAGUUCUAAUGGUUCGUCUUCUAUCGAUGUUGAAAAACUUGCUAAUCAGAUUAUCAACUUUCCAUAAAGGUAGAUUCCCAUAUUUUAGGCAGUAUGUUCGUGUGAAUUGAAGUCUUUUCUUCCUAUAUACACUACACAGUAUAUGGUACUGUCAGAGUCAAUCAUCAAGUCUUGCUGAGUUGCGGGUACACAAGGCAGGAAUUUUCAUUUAGAAAAUAACUGAUCUCAUCAAUUCAGCAAUACAGCAUUACUUAUUUGACCUGCAAUACAGCAUUUUUGUUCUGUUUUUUUUUUUUUUUUUAAUGUAAACAUAGGUUUCGUUCCACUUAAAAACUUUAUAUAAGAAUAGAAGGCAAACGGAGAACAAGU
This is a messenger RNA of Erigeron canadensis, 1799 nucleotides long. Its product is annotated as UDP-glycosyltransferase 85C1-like. Lineage: Eukaryota; Viridiplantae; Streptophyta; Magnoliopsida; Asterales; Asteraceae. The record is from RefSeq and is a predicted model, not a curated record. Gene Ontology annotation, molecular function: UDP-glycosyltransferase activity. The transcript has 2 exons. The coding region runs from base 37 to 1497 and encodes 486 amino acids.